Melozone crissalis (California towhee) is the source of this 1966-nucleotide messenger RNA. RefSeq names its product karyopherin subunit alpha 4 (gene KPNA4). Gene Ontology annotation, cellular component: cytoplasm; nucleus; nucleoplasm. NCBI's taxonomy places the organism in Eukaryota, Metazoa, Chordata, Aves, Passeriformes, Passerellidae. The transcript is spliced from 17 exons. The record is from RefSeq and is a predicted model, not a curated record. Gene Ontology annotation, biological process: NLS-bearing protein import into nucleus. Gene Ontology annotation, molecular function: nuclear import signal receptor activity; protein binding. The coding region runs from base 63 to 1628 and encodes 521 amino acids.
CCCGGCGCGCUCGGGCCCGGGUGGAGGCGGAGGGGCCGCGCUCCUCCCUGGCCGCCCCCACCAUGGCCGACAACGAGAAGCUGGACAACCAGCGCCUCAAGAACUUCAAGAACAAAGGCCGCGACCUGGAGACUAUGAGAAGACAAAGAAAUGAAGUUGUCGUGGAGUUGAGAAAGAACAAAAGAGAUGAGCAUCUCCUAAAGAGGAGGAAUGUUCCCCACGAAGAUAUCUGUGAGGAUUCUGAUAUUGAUGGGGACUUCAGAGUGCAAAACACUUCUUUGGAGGCCAUAGUACAGAAUGCUUCAAGUGACAACCAGGGUAUUCAGUUAAGUGCUGUGCAGGCAGCAAGGAAGCUGCUGUCCAGUGACCGCAACCCACCCAUCGACGACCUCAUCAAAUCAGGAAUAUUGCCUAUCCUAGUGCACUGUCUUGAAAGAGAUGACAAUCCUUCCUUACAGUUUGAAGCUGCGUGGGCCCUGACAAACAUUGCCUCUGGAACCUCGGAGCAAACCCAGGCUGUGGUUCAAUCCAAUGCUGUGCCGCUUUUCCUGAGACUGCUGCAUUCACCUCAUCAAAAUGUUUGUGAGCAAGCAGUGUGGGCUUUAGGGAAUAUCAUAGGUGACGGACCCCAGUGCAGAGAUUACGUCAUUAGCCUUGGAGUAGUGAAGCCCCUGCUGUCCUUCAUCAGCCCCUCCAUCCCCAUCACCUUCCUCAGGAACGUCACCUGGGUGAUGGUGAACCUGUGCCGCCACAAGGACCCCCCUCCCCCCAUGGAGACCAUCCAGGAGAUCCUGCCAGCGCUCUGUGUGCUCAUCCACCACACCGAUGUAAAUAUAUUGGUAGACACAGUCUGGGCCCUCUCCUAUCUGACGGAUGCUGGCAACGAGCAGAUCCAGAUGGUGAUAGACUCUGGCAUUGUCCCUCACCUGGUUCCUCUCCUCAGCCACCAGGAAGUCAAAGUCCAGACUGCUGCACUGAGGGCUGUGGGGAACAUCGUCACUGGCACCGACGAGCAGACACAGGUGGUUCUCAACUGUGAAGCUCUCUCACAUUUCCCAGCACUUCUGACACAUCCCAAAGAAAAAAUUAAUAAGGAAGCAGUGUGGUUCCUAUCCAACAUCACUGCAGGAAACCAGCAGCAGGUUCAGGCAGUAAUAGAUGCAAACCUUGUUCCAAUGAUAAUCCAUCUUCUAGAUAAGGGGGAUUUUGGGACUCAGAAAGAAGCUGCUUGGGCAAUAAGCAACUUAACAAUCAGUGGGAGAAAAGACCAGGUGGCUUACUUGAUUCAACAAAAUGUAAUUCCUCCCUUUUGCAAUUUGCUGACAGUAAAAGAUGCACAAGUUGUGCAGGUGGUUCUGGAUGGACUAAGUAAUAUAUUAAAAAUGGCUGAAGAGGAAGCAGAAACCAUAGCCAACCUUAUAGAAGAGUGUGGAGGCCUGGAGAAAAUUGAACAGCUACAAAACCAUGAAAAUGAAGACAUCUACAAACUGGCUUAUGAGAUCAUUGACCAGUUCUUCUCCUCAGAUGAUAUUGAUGAAGAUCCAAGCCUUGUUCCAGAAGCGAUCCAAGGCGGAACAUUUGGUUUCAAUUCAUCUGCCAAUGUACCAGCAGAAGGGUUCCAGUUUUAGAGUGGUAUUUUGGAAGUUUAGGUACAAUGCAGCACCGAAUAAAAAAAAAAAAAAGGUUUGAUCCAUCAAUCUUGGCUCAUGGGAUCCGCUGCUGCAUUAAAUCGGGAAAGUAAACGUGAAGAUUUCAUUUGGAAUCACAGAAAAGCCCAAAUGAAGUCAAGAUGGCGAGUGGGUGCGAGUGAGAAUGAGUGGCAAAAUGUAAUGACAAACUUCACACUGAAUGCUUCUUUAGAUUGUUCAAAGAAAAAGGGCUCCAGGUCCCAGCUCUGCAGUGCCUGAGGAGGAACACCGCCCUCCCGAGCCGGGGGCCGCAGGACUCUCAUCAUCAGCCUCAGCAU